CGUGCUUUUCUUCUGUUAAAUUUCUAUUUUCUGAGCGAUCUGGGCAUCCAAGUAUUAUUGGGUCGUAGCUUUAGGUUGAUUAAUUUGAUCGUGGAUUGAUCUAUCAUCUGCACUAGCUGGAUCGCCGAUCAAUCAAUAUGACGUUCGGAAUAGGGAUGCCAAUAUGCGUGCAGUGCGGGACGGCGAGCAACCCGUGCAGGUGCAAGGUGGUGGGACCGACGGUGGGGUUCUUGGCGUUCGCGGUGGCGGCGGUGGUGGAGUGGCCGGUGGGAGCUCUGGUUUACGUGUUUCGGCACAUGGAGGGUCGCCGGAUUAUGGCUCAUCCAGCCACCGUCGUUUAUCCUUCCGUCACCAAUGCCAUCCCUAUUUGAGAUUUCCUGCAGAGCUCCCCUGGCCUGCCUGCGACGCGUGCAUGCUAUCUAGCUAGGUAGCUUCUUGAUUAUAUGUGUGUUUAUAUUUUCCUGUUUCAGAAAAAGAAAAUAACAAAAGAAGAAGAAGAAGAAGAAGAAGAAGAAGAGAACAUCUGUAAUAAUACUGAUAUUGUGUUUCCUCUUCAUAAAUCGUCUUGAUCUUUCAAAA
Messenger RNA from Malania oleifera, 579 nucleotides. RefSeq lists its product as uncharacterized. The record is from RefSeq and is a predicted model, not a curated record. The coding region runs from base 138 to 371 and encodes 77 amino acids. The transcript has a single exon. NCBI's taxonomy places the organism in Eukaryota, Viridiplantae, Streptophyta, Magnoliopsida, Santalales, Ximeniaceae.